Lichtheimia ornata is the source of this 1296-nucleotide messenger RNA. RefSeq lists its product as uncharacterized. Gene Ontology annotation, cellular component: membrane. Lineage: Eukaryota; Fungi; Mucoromycota; Mucoromycetes; Mucorales; Lichtheimiaceae. Gene Ontology annotation, biological process: carbohydrate metabolic process. Gene Ontology annotation, molecular function: chitin deacetylase activity. The coding region runs from base 1 to 1296 and encodes 431 amino acids. The transcript is spliced from 2 exons. The record is from RefSeq and is a predicted model, not a curated record.
AUGAUUGCAAAGUAUCUUGCCAUUGCCCUCGCUGUGGCAGCACCAAUGGCGAACGCUGCCGAGUAUUGGGAAUCCUGGUCCUCCAAGGUGGAUCCUACCAAAAUCACUCUUCCUAAGAUCAAGCAAACCACCUCGCAUGAUGAAACCACACAAUGUACAGCGUACGAUGCAUCUAGCUCCUUUGAAUUCGAUCCCAAGGAAUGGCCAACCACAUGGGAAGUAGCCACUAGCAAUGGCAUGGACAAGAGUGCCGAAUUUACUGCGUUGUACAAGUCAAUCCCUUGGAAAUCGAUGCCUGAUAUCCCAGUGCGUCAAUUGACACCUGAUGGUGGCGUCAACAUGACCGGCUAUAAUCCUGAAGAUCCCGAUUGCUGGUGGUCAGCUACUACAUGCACCAAGCCAAAGCAUAAGGGUAUCAAUGCUGAUAUCUAUCAUUGCCCUGAACCAGAAACUUGGGGUUUGACUUUUGAUGAUGGCCCUAAUUGCUCUCACAAUGCGUUCUAUGACUUUUUGCAGCAAGACAUGAAGCUCAAGGCAACCAUGUUUUACAUCGGAUCCAACGUAAUUAAUUGGCCUUAUGGUGCUAUGCGUGGUGUCAAGGAUGGUCAUCAUAUCGCCCAACACACUUGGUCUCACCAAAUGAUGACUACUUUGAGUAACGAAGAAGUACUUGCUGAACUCUAUUACACCCAAAAGGCCAUUAAGAUGGUAACUGGUAUUACGCCUCGUCAUUGGCGACCUGCCUUUGGUGAUGUUGAUGAUCGUGUUCGUUGGAUUGCCACUCAAUUGAACUUGACCACUAUCCUUUGGGAUCUCGAUACCGAUGAUUGGGCUGCUGGUGCUGAAGAACCCAUGUCCACUGUCAAGAAGCAUUAUGAAGAUUUCAUCAAGAUGGGCAAGAAUGGCACCUAUGCCAAGCAUGGCAACAUUGUUCUUCAGCAUGAAAUUGAUGCUACGACCAUGAAUCUCGCUAUGGAGUAUCUUCCCAAGAUCAAAAAGAAUUACAAGCAUGUUGUUGAUGUUGCCACGUGCAUGAACAUCACUCAUCCCUACAUGGAAAAGACCGUGACCUUCCCCACAUUUGCCAAGGCUACCAAUACAUCAUCCACCAACAGCACUUCCUCUAAGAAGAACCCAUCAUCAAGUUCCUUGUCACAUGAAUCAUCGAGCACAGCAACAUCAGUUUCCAACAAAGCUUCCUCGAGCAAAGAAGAUGAAGAAUCAUCAGCUUCGAUGACAUCUCCCGAGAAUAUCAUUUUGGCUGCAGCUGCAGUUUUGUCAGCGUUGCUCGUUUGA